Messenger RNA from Adineta ricciae, 540 nucleotides. Lineage: Eukaryota; Metazoa; Rotifera; Eurotatoria; Adinetida; Adinetidae. The record is from the annotation of a GenBank genome assembly.
AUGGCACAAUCUGGUGGAGCAUCGACGUGUUUUUCCUUAUCUCUUUGUGUUUUAAUCCUUCUCAUCAUUGCAUCAUUGGCUGUUGCUAUAUUUGGAACAACAUAUUAUACAAGCGAGAAGAAGGCUUUGACAGUCUACAAGGAAACAAAAUGUUUAGUGACCAACUACACGCAGAUUAAUAAAACUUGCGUAAGUGAAACAUGUACAGGCUCCGGAUUCCUUCGUACAUGUCGAAAAAAUUACAAUCAAUGUAAUUUACAAUUCUAUGCAGUGCAAUACAAUAUAACUAAUCAAACAAUCGAUACGACAUUCACUGGAUCCGGUGGACCGGGAAGUAAUUCGUUUAAUCAUACAUAUACAUGUUACUAUCACACUACAAACAUAACAAAAAUCCGAUGGGACUGGCCACAGCCACGAACAUAUUUGAUUGUGCUGAUAGUAGGAUGGUCGUGUUUUGGUGUCUUCCUUGUCGUUACAAUUGGUAUUUCGAUUUUCUUCUGUUUGCGCAAAAACUCCAUGAGUUAUAAUCAAUUGCCAUAA